AUGAUCGCAAUUUCCGAACCGAUCGCAAUCUCCGAACCCAAUGACGAGUACAACCUCCAAGAGGCGUGGGAGCGUGUGUGCCGCUCGUUCGCGCAGACCACCAAGGUUGAUCAGACGUCCGCGCCCAAUUACACCAUCGAGGAAGUCCUCGAGCAGAUCCGCGUCCGGGAAGCGGAGGAUCUCGAAAAGAACGCCCGAUACAAAGAGGGAAGGCGGUUAUCGAUAAGACGCUGGCAUUGUGAAGGUUAUCGGGGGCAUUGUUGCGCAGGGCGCGAGCAUGCACAGGUGUUCGCGCCCAGCAGCCUCUGUUUCAAUGCGAUCGCCUACCGGGCAAAGACAUACGCAUUGAAGAAAGACUCUGCGCCGCCAUUCAAAUUCUCGAUGCAACAAUUGAGCGGGUGGCUGCUGAAAAAGAACAGACGCCACCCGGAGGACUUGGCCCUCGCAAUGUACAAGGAUCUUCUCGACGAGCACUCGGGCGAGUACGACCCGCUGAAGAGGCUUCUCGCAAGUUUCCAGAAAAGGAAUGACUAUGAAAGCGCCCUUCACUUCCUUCGUGUUUUAGAGGGCUCCGUCGACCCCACCACGGAGCUCGACCGACGCACAGCUGCAAUGGCUAUUGCUGCUGCUGAGGCGGAGCGUGAGGCGGAGCGAGAAGCACUGAAAAAUGGAGAAAUUGAAUCUCAAGACCUUUGGAUGGACUAUUACCUGGGCCAUCAACAUGAGGAUCGCAUUCACGCCAUUGAGGAGUGGGAGCGUGUUCUGGAUGUUUGUCCAGCGAAUGACGCCGUCAAAGAACUCUCCCUCACUAGUAGUAGGACGGAAGGCCGACUCGCAUGGGCUUAUUAUACUGAGGUGCAGCAUAACCUGGACACCGACGCAUCAUACAUCGUCAAGCUCGAGAAGUUGGCACGAGUCCCAACUCCCGAGGACUUGACGGACGAGUUCAAGCGACAUGGCGCACAGCGGCUUGCACACUACCACGUCAUUCGGGGUAGCAUGGAAAGGGCCCAGGAUACGCUACGUCCAUACCUCAAGGCCGACCUCGCUCUUCUCUCUGACAACCGUCCACUCAAUGAUUGGGAAGGCUUGGUCCCUGGUCAGCCCGUAUCCCAAGUACUCGGACAACCCCGGGAAACCCCGGGGGCAAUGGAUAUCUUUUGCGCGGGGGGCUGUGAGACCCACUGGACCCAUGCGGAUGAUCUCUAUGUGUGCAAAACUUGGCCAGGUGUUCAUUACGACAAAGCCUGCGCGGACAAACUGCGGGCGGGGACGCUCGCGGUGGAGAUCUGCAGCCAUGAUUACGAGUUACUGCAUGCUCCGCCAUAUGAUCCCAUCGCCCAAGCGAGGAUCGGCGAGGGCAAUGUCUGCGUGGGCGGGGAGGUCCUCAGUGUCAAGGCAUGGCUUGGGCGAAUUAGAUAG
Molecule: messenger RNA, 1422 nt
Organism: Aspergillus aculeatus ATCC 16872
Lineage: Eukaryota; Fungi; Ascomycota; Eurotiomycetes; Eurotiales; Aspergillaceae
Exons: 6
Coding region: 1-1422 (473 amino acids)
Source: RefSeq, a predicted model, not a curated record